AUGAAUGAAGAAAUACAAGAUACAAUUAAAGAAAAAAAUGUACAUUUACAAAUGGCUGAAAUGGCUUAUGAGGAGAAAAAAAAAGAUAAAGCUCUAAGUACUGUUAACAAUGAAAUAUUAUCUGUGUCAUUUGAUUUACAAAAAUGUUUAGCUACACCAUUCUUAUCUAGUGGUCUUUCUUUCUACAAGCGACAAUUAUGGACCUUCAAUUUAACUAUAUAUGAGACAUAUGGUGAUAAAAACUAUUCAUAUUGUUAUCUAUGGGAUGAAACUAAAGCAAAUCGUGGUGGUCAAGAAGUAGCAUCUUGUAUUUAUAAAUAUGUUAAUGAUAAACUUGAUAAAUGUGAUAGUAUUAAAGAGAUCAUCUUUUACAGUGAUUGCUGCCCAGUUGGUUGUUUGAAAGAAAAAGGAAGAGAUCUGAUUAUCCAUCAUACAUUUUUAAUACCUGGUCAUACACACAUGGAGGCAGAUACAAUUCAUGCAGCCAUUGAAAAACAAAAAAAACGUACAAUGAUAGAUAUUGAAUUGCCAAGAGACUGGGCUAUACUCAUAAGUUCAGUUCCAAGAAAGCCUCCAAUAAAUGUAAUACAAAUGGAGCAAUACAACUUUUUAAACUUCAAAGAGUUAAUUGGUAAAGUAUUUAUACAUAAAAAAAUUAAUAUUGAUGGUGAAGCUGUGGGGUGGAAUAAGAUUAGGUGGAUGAAGUACAUGACUAAUAAUUUUGGAAAUAUUUUAUAUAAACAUUCCUUCUCCUGUGAUGAAAACCAAACAUUUAAAAUAUUGGACUUAACAAAAAAAACCAGACGUUCUUGUGAACUACAUGCUCUACACACUAACCUUCUACCACUUGAAGCAAAAAAGUUAAAAUACUUACAGUCUUUAUUACCUUUUAUCAGUGAAUCAAGCCGUCCGUUUUACUAUUCAUUAAUAAACAACUCCACAACUUGUAGAUCAAGUGAAGAAGAAAGUGAUUAA
This is a messenger RNA of Macrosiphum euphorbiae (potato aphid), 975 nucleotides long. Lineage: Eukaryota; Metazoa; Arthropoda; Insecta; Hemiptera; Aphididae. The record is from the annotation of a GenBank genome assembly.